This is a messenger RNA of Eimeria acervulina, 2913 nucleotides long. RefSeq lists its product as hypothetical. Gene Ontology annotation, molecular function: nucleic acid binding; ATP binding. Lineage: Eukaryota; Apicomplexa; Conoidasida; Eucoccidiorida; Eimeriidae. The transcript has 15 exons. The record is from RefSeq and is a predicted model, not a curated record. Bases 1 to 2913 code for a protein of 970 amino acids.
AUGGCGGUGCCUUGCGACCGCAUCCGAAGUGCAGAGCACCGAAACAUUUUUCAAUUUGAGUUCUUUAAUGCGGUUCAAAGCGAAUGUUUCGACGAAAUUUAUAAUUCGGAUCGAAGUAUUGUUGUUUGCGCGCCAACGGGGGCUGGGAAGACCGUGUUGUUUGAAUUGGCUAUUCUGCGUUUGCUGGAGCGGAACGACAACCAAGAAGCUCCCUUAAGGCCCAAAGUCCUCUGUCUGUGCCCAACGAAGGCGCUGUGUACAGAGAAGCUGGAUAUGGUGAUGCGAAUGAGAGGAGGAGACAACAGCAACACGUUGUCUUCUUCUGUAGCCCUCGUCUGUAUCGAUGAAGUGCAUUUGCUGAACAUGAGGCGCCGAGGGCCGGUCUUGGAAGCAAUUGUUGCGCGUCUGAAGAUGCAGUCUCCCCCUCCUUCUUCUUCUUUUUCUCUUCGUUUUGUUGCUGUCUCUGCAACUGUAACCAACGUCAAUCAACUCGCUGCCUGGCUCAACGGCAGCAGCAAAUCUUUCAGCAGCAAAUACCGCCCCGUGCCGCUGGUGCCUCACGUGCUGAGUUAUUACAAGGGCAAUAUGAAUGGAUUUGUGUUUGAACAGAGUUUAGAUCGGCAUCUGCCUGAGUUAAUAAACAUUUACAGCGAAGGACGCCCCUCUUUGGUAUUCUGCGUUACGAAGAAAGGAUGUGAAGGUGCAUGCGAAGCAAUUUUAUCUUCUGAUUUACACUUAGUAACUUCGGCUGCUCAACAGAGGGAGCUUGAACUUUUGGCUAAGACGAUGGAUCCGAAACAUAACCGGUUUCUGCUCCGGGGUAUUUGCGUUCAUCACUCAGCCCUCACUGCAAGCCAGCGAGCAGCUGUUGAAAGAAACUUUCUUAAGGAAAACAUCAAAGUCCUCUGCACUACGAGCACUUUGGCUCAAGGAGUGAAUCUGCCCGCCAGGCAAGUACCAGCAUACACUCAAAUCCUGCAUGCAGAUAUGCAUGCAAACAUGCUUUGUCUUGUUAAGAGUACUGUGGCAUAUAAAGAAGGCCGCUACUCCGAGUAUGAUGAAAUUGAAAUGCUGCAGAUGAUCGGCAGAGCUGGGCGUCCUCAGUUUGAUAGCUGCGGCGUUGCAGUAAUAAUGACUUCGCAAGAGAGUUAUAAGAAGUGGAUUGAGCUGUCUUCGGGCCGCCAGCAGAUAUCGUCGAAGCUGCACGAGGAGUUUAUAGAGCAUUUAAACACUGAAGUGGCGUUGGGAACUGUGCAGAAUGCGGCGAUGGCUAUCUCCUGGUUUGAAGCGACAUUUUGGGGUGUACAGACACCUGAAGAGAAGCGAAAGGCUUCUCACGAAUCUAUCAAAGCUGCACUCAACAAACUCAGUCUGCCUGAAGAAGAAUUGUUUAAAGCCCUUUUAGAGCUCAUCGCCGGGGCAGUUGAAUUCGAAGAACUCGCGCCAAGACGGGAACAGAAGAAGCCGCUGCGCGAGUUAAGUCGGCAACCCAAUAUGAAUUGGGGUCUGGAGCAAUGCGCAAUAACAACGAAGACGAAGGCGUUUGUAUUGAUGCAAGCAGCUAUCUUUGCUGUUCGUAUUGAACAGCUUGUAUAUGAUGGCGAGGAGUCUGCGAAAUCGUUUACCCUGGAGAGCGACAGCUCAAUUAACUCAAUUCCCUGGUUACUACAACUGCAAGGCAUCUCCAGCCUAGAUGAUUUGGCUGCUGCAGAUGCAGAGACGCUUUCAAACUGUUGUAAGAAGACCGUUAAGCUAGACCAUCUCUUGGGCCUCCAACGGACGUGCGCAGCGCUGCCCCGAUAUAUUAUAUGCGCGGAGUUCGUCGGCCUGGACGUCAAAGAAGAGAUGGAGACAACCAACAAAAACAAACUCUUACCCCCUCCUCUGCUGCCCUCUGUCUCUCCACUGCAGCAGCAGCAGCAACAGCAGCAGCAGCAACGGCAGCAGCAACAGCAGAAACAGCCGCAACAGCCGCAACAGCAGCAGCAGCUACUUCUCUCUGCGUUUCAUCCUCGAUGCAGCAACUCCAACGCUGUUGCUGCACGGCGAAGCACAGAGACGAACGAAGCAGCAGCAGACAGUCACAACAGCAGCAGUAGCAGCAGCAGGGGAGCCACAGAGCAGCAUCAGCGCGCAGCAGCAGCACACAGCAGCAGCAGCAGCGACGCAGCAGCUGCUGCGCUGUCAUGGCAUCCCUUGCAGCCAACGGCGUCAGACAUUGCUGCACCUUCAAUUGGACAAGAGCCCUUUUAUGAAGCUGCUGCAGCAAGCGACAGCAGCAGCAGCAACUGCAGCAGCAACAGCAGCAGCAGCAGCAGCAGCAGCUGCGACCCCGAUGGCAAGUGGAUGGAGGCCUUUGCAUUCCCUCACCUGGAAGCAACAGCUUCAAAGUUAAAGAAGUCUUCUGCUUACUUCUCGCUGCAGCAAAACAGCAGCAGCAAAUCUCCCUCUCACCUUUACCCGCAGCAGCAGCGCAGCAGCAACAUCGCAUGGACGCCUCAGCAGCAGCUCUCUGCCUCCGGGCCGCCGCACCCAGCAGCAGCAGCAGCAGCAACAGCAAAAGCAGCAGAACAACCAACAGCAACAGCAACGGAACAACCAACAGCAGCAGAACAGCCAACAAAAGCAGCAACAGCAGCACAAGCAGCAGCAGCAGCACAAGCAGCAGCAGCAGCACAAGCAGCAGCAGCAGCAGCACAAGCAGCAGCAGCAGCAGCAGUAGAGCGCAAGAGAGAUAGGCGUUCUCCUGUCUUGAUGACGGAGACGAAGACAGACGAAGCAAUGAAGAAAAUGUUGAUGCUGCAGGCCUUACCAGGCUCAUUGGCUGCAUGCAGACAGCAGACAGAAGGAAGCAAAACUAUAAAAAGACAAAAAACUGCUGUCGAAGACUUUCUCUGUACGCUCAAUUUGUAA